Molecule: messenger RNA, 1581 nt
Organism: Lachancea lanzarotensis
Lineage: Eukaryota; Fungi; Ascomycota; Saccharomycetes; Saccharomycetales; Saccharomycetaceae
Gene: PRC1
Product: LALA0S10e00628g1_1
Exons: 1
Coding region: 1-1581 (526 amino acids)
Biological process (GO): proteolysis
Cellular component (GO): fungal-type vacuole
Molecular function (GO): serine-type carboxypeptidase activity
Source: RefSeq, a predicted model, not a curated record
AUGAAAGGAUCUACACUAGUAGCGGGGGCCUUGGCCGCAACGUCGGUUCAAGCUGCUUCCUUACAGAAUGUUUUCCAGGCCAAUACGUUACUAGAUAAAGCCAUUAGCGCUUUGGGCUUGAAUGAACAGCAGGUAUUGGACUCGGUGCCCAAAAGUAUUCAGAAAGUGUGGGGAGAAAUGGGAAUGUUGUUCCCCAAGGAAACCUCGGAAUUGGAGUUCAUCACAAAACCAAAAUCCAAGAUUAACUCAAAACCAGACUCUGAAUGGGAUUUUGUGGUUCAAAAGCACCCAGAGCACAAAUUGCGUGUCAACAAAGUCAAGGACCCUAAAGUGCUCGGUAUUGACCCAGAUGUCAAACAGUAUACGGGGUACCUCGAUGUAGAGGAAGAAGACAAGCAUUUCUUCUAUUGGUUUUUCGAAAGUCGAAAUGACCCCAAAAACGACCCCGUCAUCUUGUGGCUAAACGGUGGACCUGGGUGUUCAUCUUUGACCGGGCUUUUUUUUGAACUAGGUCCUUCGUCCAUCGGCUCCGAUAUCAAGCCCAUUUACAACCCUCAUGCCUGGAACUCCAACGCCUCCGUGAUUUUCCUUGACCAGCCCGUUAACGUUGGGUACUCCUACUCAGGAUCCAGUGGGGUCUCUAACACCGUCGCUGCCGGAAAGGAUGUGUACGCAUUCCUUGACCUGUUCUUCAAGCAAUUCCCUGAAUAUGCCUCUGGCCAAGACUUUCACAUUGCUGGUGAAUCUUACGCUGGUCACUACAUUCCAGUGUUUGCAACGGAGAUUCUGUCUCACCCUGUUCACGAAAGAUCUUUCAACUUGACGUCUGUCUUGAUUGGUAACGGUCUAACAGACCCUUUGACGCAGUACCCUUACUACGAGCCAAUGGCCUGCGGUGAAGGUGGAGAACCCUCUGUACUUGAACCUGCAGAGUGUGAAGGUAUGUUGGACACCUUACCUCGUUGUUUGAGUCUCAUCGAAAGCUGUUACGAGUCUGAGUCUGUGUGGACCUGUGUCCCAGCUUCUAUCUACUGUAACAACGCUCAAAUGGGCCCAUACCAAAAGACCGGUAAGAAUGUCUACGACAUUCGCAAGGAGUGCAAUGGCGAGUUGUGUUACUCAGAAUUGAAAUACAUGGAUGAGUACUUAAAUUUGGACGUUGUCAAACAGGCCGUCGGCGCCGAAGUUGACAACUUUGAAUCUUGCAAUUUUGACAUCAACAGAAAUUUCUUGCUCGCGGGAGACUGGAUGAAACCCUACCAUAAGGCUGUGACUAACCUCCUUAACCAAGGGCUACCAGUCUUGAUCUACGCUGGUGACAAAGACUUUAUCUGCAAUUGGUUGGGUAAUCAAGCCUGGUCGGAUGCUCUUCCUUGGAAGCACGGCGAAAAGUUCCAGGACCAACCUAUCAAGAACUGGAUCUCCAGUACCACGGGAGAAAAGGCCGGUAAGGUGAAGAAUUAUGAAAACUUUACAUUCCUAAGAGUUUACGGCGGUGGUCAUAUGGUUCCUUAUGACCAACCUGAAAACGCACUUGCUUUGGUCAACGAUUGGAUCAAGGGAUCAUACAACUACGAAUGA